Varanus komodoensis (Komodo dragon) is the source of this 2371-nucleotide messenger RNA. RefSeq names its product torsin-1A-like. Gene Ontology annotation, cellular component: nuclear envelope; endoplasmic reticulum lumen; endoplasmic reticulum. Gene Ontology annotation, biological process: protein localization to nucleus; nuclear membrane organization. The coding region runs from base 1 to 993 and encodes 330 amino acids. NCBI's taxonomy places the organism in Eukaryota, Metazoa, Chordata, Lepidosauria, Squamata, Varanidae. The record is from RefSeq and is a predicted model, not a curated record. Gene Ontology annotation, molecular function: ATP binding; ATP hydrolysis activity; kinesin binding. The transcript is spliced from 6 exons.
AUGCCGGCAACUCAGGCUGUUGAUCGGCCAUGGGAAGAAGGGCAUGAGGAAGAGGAGGAGUACGCCAUGGCAGGAAUAACCGUGUGGGGAACAUUCCCUGACUUCUCGGCGGGCAUUCAGGGCGCUGCACCCUCCAGGCGCAGGGGCGGCGCCGGCUCGGGCUCUCUGCGUUUCGCCGCAGCGCUCCGGGCCGAGCUGGACGCGAGGCUCUUCGGGCAGCACCUGGCCAGGGACGUGAUCCUGAAGGCCGUGGCGGGCUUCUUCAACAACCCCAGCCCGAAGAAGCCGCUCGUCCUCUCCCUGCACGGCUGGACCGGCACGGGCAAGAACUUCGUCAGCCAGAUCCUGGCCGAGAACGUGCACAAGGGAGGCCUCCGGAGCAAAUUCGUGCACCUGUUCGUUUCCACGCUGCAUUUUCUGCGCAGCGACCAGAUCCCGCUGUACACGGACCAGCUGCAGAGCUGGAUCCGGGGCAACGUCAGUGCCUGUGCAAGGUCAGUCUUCAUAUUUGAUGAAAUGGACAAACUGCACCCGGGACUGAUUGACGCCAUCAAGCCAUUCCUUGAUUACUAUGAGCAGAUUGACGGCAUAUCCUACCAAAGGGCCAUCUUCAUCUUCCUCAGCAAUGCUGGGGGCGACCUGAUCACCCAGGUGGCCCUGGACUUCUGGAGGAGUGGACGGGCCAGGGAAGACAUCCAGCUGAAAGACCUGGACAGCGCCUUGUCCUUGGCCGUUUACAACAACAAGAACAGUGGCUUCUGGCGCAGCAGGCUGAUCGACCGAAACCUCAUCGAUUACUUUGUGCCUUUCCUUCCACUGGAGUACAAGCACGUGAAAAUGUGCAUUCACACGGAGAUGCAGUCCCGUGGGCUCCAGCCUGACGAGGCGGUGGUCGAGAAAGUGGCUGCUGAGAUGACCUUUUUCCCGCGAGACGAGCGGAUUUACUCGGACAAGGGCUGCAAGACUGUGCAGAGCAAGAUAGACGUCUACUGAGGGCCACUUGGUGUGUCCUUGCUGAGCAGCACCAGACGGGGAGGCCCGUUGUGACGUGUCCCUCCAAACGGGUUGCCUUGCGGAAGCACUUUCAGGUGCUCCAAAAGCAGCCCCACCACCUCCAGAGCGCGCCUUCUCACGUCUGCGACUUUCAGGCUGCCGGGUCUCAUGGUCGCCCCCACCCCCCGCAGAUCCGUGUGCCGUCACCCCGGAACUGCCAUUCUGGCAUUCCCACUGAAAUCUCCGCAGGCCUCACCUGUGCCUCGGACGUGGCCUCGGUCUGGAAGGCCACACACAGUUUGUUGUUUUCCUUAUGACCUCAUGGCUUGUUCCAAAUCAAACAGAACCAGUUCUUGCACUUUGUGUGUGGGGUGGGGUGGGGUGGGCGACCACUGGUGUGGAAGUCAAAGUACGGGUGAGUUUGGCCUGACUUUGGUCCCUCUCUGGGAUGCAGCCGGGGAGGAGCACGGGGCCGCGGUGGCUUCCAGCACUCAGGCUAUUCCAAGAGGCCAGAGAUGGGCAGAGCAGCUCUUCUGCAAACGUGACACAUGGCAGAUGUGCCAGGAAAUGAGAAGUGCCUUUAUGUGGAACAGGUGCGUUACUGGCGCGUGCGUGUGUGUUCUCUUCCUCCCAGUCUCUCUCUCAGAGCUGCCAUGAGGUUUGCUCCUCCCAAGUGGCACCAUAGCACAGUGGCAGUGAAAAUGGAUAGCAAAGAGCUCUUGAGCACUGGAUAAGCCAGCCAUGAGAAGAAGUCAGACCUUAGGAUUUGAUGCCAUUCUGUAUCCCUUAAGAGUCCAGAGCAGAGUGGGCAACUCUGCGCACUCAAGGUGUUGGUCUCCAUUUUUGCGGUCCUUCUCCACUGGCUGCUGGAAAGGGCUGAUGGGAGCUGUAGGCCAGAACAGGCAGGUCACUCCCUGGUCUAGGGUGGGCAGGGAAUGUGUGCCCCCCACCAUGUUUUUGGACUCCCAUCAGCCACAGGCAGCACUGCCAGUGCUGGCACAUUGUGGGAAUUAAUAGUUCAGCAAUAUCUGGAAGCCUCCUAACAUUGAGAAUUGCUGCGUGCUUGCUGUGUGGUGGAGAAGCCAGAUCUGCAUUGAGUGGCAGAUUUGGAACUUUUUAAUUAAUCAAUGCUAGAUGCGAGUUGUUUUGUUAACUGCUCUAAUUUUGGAAGCGUUUCAGAACAACAAAAGGCCCUUUAUAGCUGCUGUGAUUGAUUGCACUGUAUCGUAUUCCAUCUCCGCCUCGUUCUUCACUUUCCGCUUCCUAUGCAGCCUAAAGUUGUAUACUUACUAGUACUGAUGUUUUCAAUGCUGGGGAAUUUUGUGGACUAAACUUCAUGCUCACAAAGAACUGCAGUAAAAGGUUUUUAUGCAAGUCC